GACAUUAAUAAGAUGAGGAUGUUAGUGAGUUGUGGACAUUAAUAAGAUGAGGAUGUUAGUGAGUUGUGGACAUUAAUAAGAUGAGGAUGUUAGUGAGAUGUGGACAUUAAUAAGAUGAGGAUGUUAGUGAGUUGUGGAGUUGGAGGUCGUCUGUAGUUCUGUAGAGUUGCUGCAGAUGGUCAACUGUUCAUUAAUAGAUCAUUAACUGGUGUGUUUCUACAGGCUGCAGACUGGAAGGAAACAGAGAGAGAAAACAGAUCACUGCAUACACAGGAAGUUCAGUACUGCUGCCCUGCUCCUGCACUGACCUCCACACCAAACCUGAGACACACACAUGGAGGAAAUACACAAAUAACUGGGUAGAGAUAUCUCCUGAGAGAGAGCAGUACAAAGACAGAUUUCAGCUGGGUAAUGAUCUCUCUUCAGGAAAUCUCUCUCUGCUCAUAUCACACCUGACUGAAGAGGAUGGAGGAUGGUACAGGUGUAGUCUUAAUGAGAGUGAAAACAGAGACUUCAGACUCACUGUUAAAGGUAAAUGAGUCAUUUUUAUUCACAAUGCUACUUCCGUGAUAAUCUCAGGACAGAUUAAUCUGAUGAUGUAACAGCAAUGCAAUAUGUUGAUGUUUGUUCAUUCGCCAGGUUGCACACUGAAUGAUAAGACAGUGUCUGUGACUGGAUACGUGGGACAGUCUGUCCUUCUGCCCUGCUCCUGCUCUGAACUACAAGCCAAACCACACACUUUCAGAUGGAUCUAUUUAAAUAAUAUCAAAGAAAUCUUCCCAAAGAACGAGACAAAUCGCUACACAGACAGAGUUCAGAUCUUUAAUGAUCAUCUUCCAGGAAAUCUCUCUCUGCUCAUAUCACACCUGACUGUAGAGGAUGGAGGAGGUUACGGGUGUGAGAUCAGCAACAGUAUUCAUAAAGACAUCGACCUCACAGUAAAAGGUUGCACACUGAAACGUCAGACAGUGACCGUGACUCGAUACGUGGGACAGUCUGUCCUUCUGCCCUGCUCCUGCUCUGAACUACAAGCCAAACCACACACUUUCACAUGGCAAUUUUUAAAAGAAAGCAAAGAAAUCUUCCCAAAGGACGAGACAAAUCGCUACACAGACAGAGUUCAGAUCUUUAAUGAUCAUCUUCCAGGAAAUCUCUCUCUGCUCAUAUCACACCUGACUGUAGAGGAUGGAGGAUGGUACAGGUGUGAGAUCAGCAACACUCACUUUAAAGACGUCUCAGUCGAAGUAAAAGAGCGUCUUCCCUUCGUCCCCUUCGCCGUGGUGACUGUGAUCUUUCUGCACAUCUUCGUGGCUGUGGUCUAUUGCAGAACCAGAAAGAAAGUUUACUCUCCAGGUCCUGAUAGAGUUCAUUACAGCAGAGCUGAUGGAGAUGGAGCAGUGAGUCUGCAGUAGAGAAGAACUCGAUCAGCUGAUCCAUCAAUACAUUAAUAAACAGAUUUAUUCAUAAAUAGACCUGCAUAAGUAGUUCUGUAAAUACCGAAGCUUCAUAUUUUUUUCACGAUUUGUCCUUUCCAACCUUUUAGG
Messenger RNA from Ictalurus punctatus (channel catfish), 1544 nucleotides. Its product is annotated as cell adhesion molecule DSCAM. Gene Ontology annotation, cellular component: external side of plasma membrane. Bases 615 to 1412 code for a protein of 265 amino acids. The transcript is spliced from 4 exons. The record is from RefSeq and is a predicted model, not a curated record. Lineage: Eukaryota; Metazoa; Chordata; Actinopteri; Siluriformes; Ictaluridae. Gene Ontology annotation, biological process: T cell costimulation; cell surface receptor signaling pathway; positive regulation of T cell proliferation.